This is a messenger RNA of Calliphora vicina (urban bluebottle blowfly), 1511 nucleotides long. Its product is annotated as dipeptidase 1. Gene Ontology annotation, biological process: proteolysis. The record is from RefSeq and is a predicted model, not a curated record. The transcript is spliced from 11 exons. Gene Ontology annotation, molecular function: metallodipeptidase activity. NCBI's taxonomy places the organism in Eukaryota, Metazoa, Arthropoda, Insecta, Diptera, Calliphoridae. The coding region runs from base 170 to 1432 and encodes 420 amino acids.
AAAAAAACCAAAACCUAUAAUUAAGUGAAUUAAUAAAUAAAAAAAUUGACAGAGCUUUUUAAAAAAAUAAUUAAAUAAAUGUGGUGAAUCAAAACAAAUACCAAAAAGAUGUUACAAACCCAUUGUAGUUUUGAUCUCAAAGUAAUUACGACGCCACUUUAAAAAGGCAAUGAAAUCGCGGAAGCUUCCCAAAGGCUUCGUGCUUUGUGGCUUAAAUUGCUUAACUUUAGUUUACUUUCCAUUGGUUUUACCGAUAGUGAUAUGUUCGGCCAACGAUUUCGACUAUCGUCUGCAGCGAGUGAAAAAUGUAUUAAAGGAAGUGCCAUUAAUAGACGGACACAACGAUUUACCCUGGAAUAUAAGAAAAUUCUUAAAAAAUCAAUUGAAAGAUUUUCAUUUUGGUGGAGAUUUAAGACAAAUACAACCAUGGGCAAACAGUGCCUGGAGUCACACAGACUUAAGGAGACUCAAGGAGGGAAUGGUGUCAGCACAGUUUUGGUCAGCAUAUGCCCCCUGUUCGUCUCAGCAUCUGGAUGCUGUACAGCUAACGUUAGAACAAAUAGAUCUAAUACGACGUUUAGUCAAUCUAUAUCCGCAUCAUAUGUCUCUUGUAACAACUGCCUCAGGAAUCGAAAAAACUCACAAAAGUGGCAAAAUAGCCAGUUUAAUUGGAGUAGAAGGCGGUCAUGCAAUUGGCACAAGUUUAAGUGUACUUCGAAUGUUUUAUCAACUUGGUGCUCGCUAUUUGACUUUAACACAUACCUGCAAUACACCUUGGGCGGAUUGUUGCAAAGUUGACGAACCUGGAAAGUAUCCCCAUAUUGGUGGUUUAUCAAAAUUUGGAAAGCUGGUCGUACAAGAAAUGAAUCGUUUGGGCAUGAUUGUUGACUUGUCACAUGUUUCAGUGCCCACGAUGUUGGAUGCUUUGGGUUCUUCAAAAUCACCCGUAAUAUUUUCACAUUCUUCCGCUCACGCCAUAUGCAACAGUUCGCGUAAUGUACCCGACCAUGUCUUGCAAAGAAUUGCUAUAAACGGUGGCUUAGUGAUGGUUGCAUUCUAUCCGCAUUUUGUUAGUUGUUCUGGACAAGCAACACUACACGAUGUCGUUGCUCAUAUAAAUCACAUACGAGAAGUAGCAGGCGUGGAUCAUGUUGGCAUAGGGGCCGGUUACGAUGGUGUAAAUCUUGUACCCAAAGGACUGGAGGAUGUUUCCAAGUAUCCUCAUCUUUUUGCUGCACUACUAGAGUCUGAUAAAUGGUCUGAAGAGGAUAUUGCUAAGCUGGCAGGCAAAAAUUUAAUACGAGUAUUUAAAGAAGUUGAAGCGAUACGAGAUCAAAUGGAAUUAUUAAAAAUACCACCUGUUGAUCAGUCAAUUCCACCAGAAGAUAUUAUGGGCAGAUCAUAUUGUCGUUAUCAAGGACCAAGAACGUGAUUACACAAUUUUACAAUAUUACUAACACAACAACCACAAAAACAUUAUCACUCUCAACAUUAUAAUCAUCAUCAUCAUC